Physella acuta is the source of this 2065-nucleotide messenger RNA. Its product is annotated as sodium- and chloride-dependent taurine transporter. The record is from RefSeq and is a predicted model, not a curated record. Gene Ontology annotation, molecular function: gamma-aminobutyric acid:sodium:chloride symporter activity. NCBI's taxonomy places the organism in Eukaryota, Metazoa, Mollusca, Gastropoda, Physidae. Gene Ontology annotation, cellular component: plasma membrane. Gene Ontology annotation, biological process: nitrogen compound transport; amino acid transport; sodium ion transmembrane transport.
CGAAUUUUUACCUGUUUUACCGCGACAAAAUUGUGUGGGCCCUAAAUUCAGCACACACCUGCAGACGAGUGUGGUAUAGCAGACGACUGACCCACGGUAUGUGUGGCCUAAGGUGACGUCAUGAAAGCUGAAGCAGCAGACGAGGUCAGCAGACGUGGCACUAUUCGUGAGACCUGGAGCAAGGCCAUCGACUUCCUGUUGGCCUGUAUCGGUUUCUCUGUCGGCCUGGGCAACGUCUGGAGGUUCCCGUACCUGUGUUUUAAAAAUGGCGGGGGGGCUUUCCUAAUCCCGUAUUUCCUGUCUGUGAUAUUUGGGGGAAUCCCCUUGUUCUAUCUGGAGGUGGCCAUUGGUCAGUUCAUGAGCCAGGGAGGUCUACAAGCAUGGAAGAUAGUGCCACUGUUUCAGGGAAUCGGGUUGUCCUCCUGUAUCAUCGUCUUCUUCCUCAACUGCUACUACAACGUCAUCCUGGCCUGGGCCUUCUACUACUUCUUCGCGUCCUUCACCUCUGAGCUGCCGUGGCAGGGCUGUAACCACACCUGGAACACGCCCAGCUGCUCGCUCAACUUCAGCCAGACCUCGCUGGAGACUGGACGGCCGCUGGACACGCUGACCGACCCCGUCACGGAGUACUGGGAAAAUAAAGUUCUGGCAAUCACAGACGGCAUUGAUGACGUGGGCAUCCUGAAGUGGGACCUGACCCUGUGUCUGCUCCUGGCCUGGGUCGUAGUCUACCUGUGUAUCUGUAAGGGGAUCAAGUCCUCCGGGAAGGUGAUGUACGUGACGGCUACCUCCCCCUACCUGUUCAUGGUCAUCUUGUUGGUCAGAAACUCCAUGCUGGACGGUGCUGCUGACGGCGUAGAGUUUUAUCUCAAGCCUAACCUGACCAAGUUGGGCGAGACUACGGUCUGGGUCGAUGCCGGCACACAGAUAUUUUUCUCCUCCUCCAUAGCGCUCGGCACCCUGACAGCACUCGGCAGUUACAACAAGUUUACCCACAAUUCCUACAGAGAUUCGAUCCUGUUCGCCUGCGUCAAUUCUGGCACGUCGUUCUUCGCUGGCUUCAUCGUCUUCACCAUCCUCGGCUUCAUGGCCAAACAGCAGGGCAAGUCUAUUGGCCAAGUGGCCGAGUCAGGACCUGGCCUAGCCUUCAUCGCCUACCCUAGUGCCGUGGCCCAGAUGCCUCUAGCCCCACUCUGGUCAGUCUUCUUCUUCCUCAUGCUCAUCUUGCUGGGCCUGGAUAGUCAGUUUGUGGGUGUGGAGGGUGUGGUGACCACAAUAGUUGACCAGUACCCUGAGACGUUCAGGAAAGGUUGGCGUAAGGAAAUCUUGACAGCAGUUUGUUGUGCCAUCAUGUUCCUCAUCGGUCUCAGUAUGGUCAGUGAGGGUGGGAUGUACGUCUUUCAAGUGUUUGACUACUACACAGGUAGCCGCAUCAUCAUGCUGGUGGCGUUCUUUGAGCUGGUGGCGAUCUCCUACGUCUACGGCAUCAGAAGGUUCUACGAGAAUGUGGUGAUGAUGGUUGGACACUCUUGGAUGCGUCACACCCUGCCCUAUAUGUUGAUCUGCUGGACUGUGCUGGCACCCAUAUUUUGUAUGGCCGUGUUUGUUCUCAGUACCAUCGACUACUCAGAGCUGACCUACUCACGCCCCGGCCACAGGAUGUACGUCUACCCUCCAUGGGGUGUGGCCAUUGGCUGGACAAUGGCUGGGUUCGCCGCCAUUUGGAUUCCUGUCGUUGGUCUGUAUAAUUUCUGCAGAUACGGCGCAACAUGGGAGGUGUUCAAGCUACUGCUUGUGCCCUACAGCCUCGAGAAGCACCAGAAGAGACCAGCAGACGAGAACGAACGGUGCCUGCACCAUCUGCUACAGGAGAGACAACUCGCCUCUGCUGGGUCGGUCACGUGUCAAAAUGGCGGCUAUGUUGCCGAUGCAGAGUCGAACGUCUAUCAAAUAUCAAGUUUAUAGCUCUCGAAAUAAAUUGAUGUUGAAAUUGUUUUAUAUUCAUCUCCUGCCUAUAGUUGUAUACAAUUCUAACUAGUAUUUAUAAUAAAAAACACGAAGAUUA